Danaus chrysippus (African queen) is the source of this 2730-nucleotide messenger RNA. Lineage: Eukaryota; Metazoa; Arthropoda; Insecta; Lepidoptera; Nymphalidae. The record is from the annotation of a GenBank genome assembly.
AUGACUGAAAAAGGGUAUGAGGGAGAGCAGUCUUCUGCUUGGGACAUCCCGGGACCGUCAUCAAUAGCGGCUAUAUUAGAUACAGUUUACACAUCAACGACGUCUGAAAAUCCGUCAAGAAGUGAGGAAAUGGAAUGUGAUCCAUUAUUCGCUGAAAGUGAUGACGAAGUCGAAGUAUUACCAUCUGCUGAAAAUGCAUCUGCAAGGAGAGCUUCGACACCUAAAAACGCUAUAUCAUCGAAUUACGUUAAUUCAACAUCCCCGAAUCAGCCUUAUGAAGUAAAUGUGGCUUCCUUGUCCCAGCCCAUACCAGCACAUACUCCGGUGCCAGAAGAAUAUCAGCCAUUACCCGAUAGCUCUAGUUCAGUAGAAUACGGUAUUGGAAUCAACAAUACCGAUAGCACCAAUAUCAAUGGCUCAAGAUAUCAGGAUGUUAAUAUGAGAUAUCAACCAAAGCCUAUCAAUCUUCAAGGUGGCUACUUCUAUUCUAACUACCCCCAUUAUGCUAGUGUUAGACCCGCUAGGGAAUAUUUAGUUGCACCAUACCCCACAAACAAUAUGAUUGUUCUGGGUGAAGAUAGAGGUUUUGUGAAUCAGCCAAUAAAUUAUACUCUUUCUGCUAAUCGCCCUCCAGUAAUCCAAGAUAGUAAUAUGCCUCAUGUAGGAUAUGAGCAUAUACAACCCACGGUCAAUGAAAGUUUCAAUCCUUUUGCUGGAAACAGAAGUCACAAUGAAUCGAGAGGGAAUGGCCUCGAAAGACCAAGUCGUAAAUUAAACAUAUCUCCAAGAAGAAAGCUUUCAAAAGAAAAUGAAGUGAACUUAAAUUUGAUAGAAGUAAGUUCAGAGGAAGAAGACAAUUCGGCAUCACAAAAUGUAAAUUUGAUUGACAGUUCAAGUAGACAAAUGCCCAACGUAAAUGCCGCUGGUAGUUCAAGAGCUUCAGUCAAUGAAAAUAUUGCCAGAGUGGAUGUGAAACGUGAACCACAGGAAGACACAGAGUCGUUAAAUCAACCGAAUCAAAGUCAACCCGAACCAAUGCGCACAAACCGGCCAGCCCAUCAGAAUCAUUCACCGGGGGCAGUCAGAUACAAAUGUGCGAAACAUCGUCAUCAAGUGCAAGUGAAACAGGAGCCGCAUAGCUGUGCCUGCAGGAGCAAUCACUUGCAUUCAUGCUCGCAUCACAAUCAGAACGCCCACAGAUCGAGCCCCAACUACUUCAACUACCGCAACGGAUCGCAUCAUCAUCGUCAGCCAUUCCCUUGCGCCCACAACUCAUCCGCACCAACGAAUCCAGUAACUAACAUCAAAGAAGAACCAAUCACCCAGCCGGUUAUCAAAGUCGAAUCGCAGAAUGUAGAUAAUGAACCUAAUGUAGCAGUUAUUAAGCUUGAAAAUGCACCGGUUGUAGUGAAAUCCGAGCCAAACGUGUCAAGUCCGCAGCGGAGUAAACAGGGUAGUACAGUGCAAGUUAAGCAAGAAGCGAGGUGUUGCGAUGUUGAAGCCGGUGGUGAUAGAAGGAUAAAGGAAUCCUCGCCUCAACCGGGGACUAGCUCGGGACGAAAUGCACAAGAAAAUAAUACGUCAGCUAGUCAAAGUGCUAGUUCCUAUCAGGAAGUUCAAAGAGGUGCAGAUGCAUCAGAUGCAAGUGCAAGUGUAGGUGCCAGUGGUAACAGAAACGUUCUGUCCGCUCCAGAUCUACAACUCGAUUGGGUCUCCGAUUCAAGUUCUGAUGAUGACGUGCAAUUGUUAAGAGAAGAACAAAAUACGCGUGAAGUGAUUGAUUUGACACCUCGCGGGCAGACUCCCGAAGUAGAGAAUCGUUCGCGGCCACUGUUUGAAUCGGUGCCUCAUAGAGACCCGCCCCUAUAUCACACGCCGCCCGUACCAACACACGCGCACGUCUUACAUAGAACCAGGGUGCGUUGUUUGAUGGCGUGUCGCGGUUGUUGUUGCGCGUCCCACGGCGGUCACGGGCACGCCCACGCCGCCCACGGACACACUCACGGGCACGCUCACGGCGCCCACGUGCCGCUUGCGCCUCACGCCCACGCGCCGCAUACAACGCACAAUCCUCCGCCGCUUGCACACCUAGGUGAACGGCGUCGAGAUACAAAUCCUAUAGCGCCGCCCUAUUUGGUUCACGAGAGAUUGUGGCACCGUCAACAACAUAUGCUGGAAGUUCAACGUCGCAGUAUGAUGGGUGAUAUGAGCGGUUUGGCUUCGGGUUUCUCACAGUAUCCACCGUCAUAUAUAUCACCUCGACCUAACACAAUGCUUGCGUUCCCCGACGAUAUGGAUCAACCGCCUUCAAUAAUGUUGGAGGGCCAGCAUGUACAUCAUCAUAUGCAUCACUACCUACAAAUGCAUCCACCGCAUCUACACAUAUCAAUACAACCAUCGGUUAUGGGUGGUGGUUUAGGCGCUACUCAGAUGGCUGCCUUAGUGCGAGUGGCCGAGGCUGCGGAGGCUCGACGAGCGGCCCGCGGCGCCUCACGAGCUGUUAUAGAGAGGAACACGUACAGACAUGCAUACACCAUGCCGUCUAACCACAGGGACGAUAAAUGCACUAUAUGUUUAUGUGUGUUCGAGAUAGACUCGGAUUGCAGACGACUGCCUUGUAUGCAUCUGUUUCACAUGGAGUGUGUGGAUCAGUGGCUGAGCACCAACAAACACUGUCCCAUAUGCCGAGUUGAUAUUGAAACACAUCUCAACAAGGACGCCACAUUCUAA